This is a messenger RNA of Apiotrichum porosum, 972 nucleotides long. RefSeq lists its product as uncharacterized. The record is from RefSeq and is a predicted model, not a curated record. The coding region runs from base 1 to 972 and encodes 323 amino acids. The transcript is spliced from 4 exons. Lineage: Eukaryota; Fungi; Basidiomycota; Tremellomycetes; Trichosporonales; Trichosporonaceae.
AUGAGUGAUGCCCGCGACCCCAUGGUUCUAGGUGGCGAGUACGACUUUUGCCGUCGCAAGCUGCGUCGCUGGGAGGGUCCGAACGAGGCAGACAAAGCGGCCGUCCACGUCGCGUUCCGCUUCGCGCUCGCCAUCCUUGACUGUAGCACCGGCCGCCUGGCCGGUUCACACGUGUUGGCAGGACGGACGGAUGGCGAAGUGAUCCGCGCCAUGGGCCAGGUCUUGUCAACGGAGCCCAUGUAUAUCUGGGUCACACGCUCGCUCGACAGGUCCCAGUACGGCUACGAUGUCUGCCAGGUCCGUGACACACCUUCAGAGCACAAGCAGCUCCUCGACAACUCGAUCUUCAUUGAUCCAUGGCUGGUUGAGCGCCUGUCUGCAGCCACGCAGAACCGGGCCUUGAGCCCCCACCACUAUGCUCGCCAUCUUGUGUUCACCGGUAUCGCUGUCGCCCACCUGCUCCUGCAUCUGCGCCGUCAUGCCGUCGCCCCGCUCGUUCCGCCUAAAACUAUCCUGGACAACACUCCGCCUAUCACCACCAACCUCGAGUACGUUGAGCCGCACCACGACGAGAAUGACUUCGUCUUCGAGGCUCUGCUCUUUGGUGGCAAUGUCACGGGCCAGUGGGUUCGUGAGGCCUCGCCGAUCCGUCAACCGCUUCCCCUCGCCGCCGACGAGCCUAAUUGUCAAGAAGGAGGCAUGGUUCUGCCCGCUGCGAUUAGCCGCCCCCCAACCCCCACCAUCAACCCCAAGCCCUUCGACUGCGUAUCCGUCACAAAGGCCGACGGCGAGACUCACCCUAUCCCAGACUCAUGGCUCGCAGAACUUGUUCAAGCAGCGUUCGAGAGCGGCUCAAUUACCAUGGAAGAGUUUCCUCCCCCGACCGGGGACCCCUUGUCGCGGGAUGAGGCGACCUCGUACCCCGACAAGGGUGACCCCCAGCAGCACAGGUGCAGCCGUGUUUUCUAUUAG